GGUGUAUCUGUACAGGAGCUUGCUGUGUCGCGAGAAGAGAAAACACGAAACUGAAGACUGGAUGCAGAACAACUGUUGCAUAGCAACAGUGACGCUCCGCAUGAAACUCUAUCGGGGCUUUGCUACACCGCAGUUGAAAAAUGGCUGAGGCAAAAAGACUUUCCUCGUUGGAAGAGCAGAGGAAACCACAGUCAUCAAAGUCAGAGAGGCCUCACAGACUCGUGAAUCAGCCUUCCUCUGUUUCUCGAAAGACCUCCCUUCCAAUGGAUCUUCUUGCCAAAGAGGAAGAAUACAAACGUAUGAAUGCAAAGCUGGAAGCAAAAACUGCUGAACUUGUCAGACAAGCUGAAGAGGUUAUGAGAGAACAAAAUGAAGUGUUAUCAAGACCAAUCGCUACCCAUAUAAGUCUUGGCAUCGAGGAUGAAAAUGAAGAAUUAAUGAACCUGGACUCACAAGCACCUGCAUUAAAACAGCCCUCAGCAAAGGCGUUGGCAAAGACUUCUCCAAACCCACACAAAACUGGGCUUCCUUCUGGAAACAGAACAAAAAAGGCACCAAAAACCGCCAAAGACUGUCCUGCAAACGAUGUUGCGAUUCUCGAAGACUUUGUGGACUUUUCUUUGGCUAAGACCAUUAGUGCCAUUGAGGGGAAAGUGGAAGAAGGAGGAACACUGGAGAAUAUCAAUGAUGAUGUUAUGCCGAGUGUUGGUAAUGAAAUGGGUUCAGAGGCUCAGAUUCGUUUUCUUAAGGCAAAACUUCGAGUGUUGCAAGAAGAAGUGAACAGGCUCUCUCAGGAAUAUAACAAGAAGGAUGAUGAAAACGCCAGUUUGAUCAACAAGUUGAAGGAUGUGGAGGAUGACCGUGCCAGAUUGCAGCGGAUAACCAACCUUCAGCGAAGCCAGCUAGAGAAGCACAAAGUCCUCGCCGAAGACUCCAACAGGAAAUGUGAGGGCCUGCAACAUGAGGUCAUUGCUUUACAAAAGGAAAUAGAGGGCUUGAAGAGAACCCAGAAACAGGCAACAACCAACCACAGUGCUACUGAGCUCAGGCUCAACCGAGCUCUGGAGGAGGCAGAGAAAUUCAAGAUGGAACUCAACAAGAUAAAGCAGAGUAGUAAGGACGCAGCCAGUCAGGAUCACCUGAAGAUGGAGUCUUUGCAGGCAGAAAACAAGAAGCUAGAGAGACAGAAAGCAGAACUCAUAUCAGGAUUUAAGAAACAACUCAAACUUAUUGACGUAUUAAAAAGACAAAAGAUGCACUUUGAAGCUGCAAAAAUGCUGUCUUUUACUGAAGAGGAAUUUAUGAAGGCUCUUGACUGGGGAAAAUCAUAGAAGACGACAUGCAGUACAAUCAAGAUCUCAAUCAAGAGGGAAAUAUUCGUAUUUUUCAUGGACGAGCACAUAAAAAGCGCUAGUUCUAAUUGAUACUGUCAAGGGACUUAUAUUUUUGAUUCUAGAUAUGUUUCGGGGGGAAAUGGAUUUCAGUACUUUGUACACUUUUUUUUCUUCAACUGUUCAUUCAAAUAAAUACGAUCCCACACA
Conger conger (European conger) is the source of this 1541-nucleotide messenger RNA. It is a transcript of the gene tex9, whose product is annotated as testis expressed 9. The coding region runs from base 141 to 1331 and encodes 396 amino acids. The record is from RefSeq and is a predicted model, not a curated record. NCBI's taxonomy places the organism in Eukaryota, Metazoa, Chordata, Actinopteri, Anguilliformes, Congridae. The transcript is spliced from 12 exons.